Messenger RNA from Prinia subflava (tawny-flanked prinia), 1522 nucleotides. It is a transcript of the gene HSPB3, whose product is annotated as heat shock protein family B (small) member 3. Lineage: Eukaryota; Metazoa; Chordata; Aves; Passeriformes; Cisticolidae. Gene Ontology annotation, cellular component: nuclear speck; cytoplasm. The transcript has a single exon. The coding region runs from base 18 to 617 and encodes 199 amino acids. The record is from RefSeq and is a predicted model, not a curated record.
ACAGGACACUGUAUUAAAUGUUAAGCUCUGCCUGUUCUAAAAGUGAAAGACGACAUCAACUGAUAGACUGGCCUGUGGCUAAGACGCACGGCUGGGAAGAGCUCAGUCUGACUCUGCAGCUUCCCGACACAGCAGCAGCAGCAGCAGCUGAUCCUUCUGCCUCGGCGAUGGCAGAAGCUGUCAUAAGACACUGGGUGGAAACUCCUGUUCGCUACCAGGAGCAGUUUGCUGACCGAGAGCUGGAAGCAAACAAACUGAACCACCUUCUCUACGCUCUGCCGGGCCCCGCCACCGCUGCAGCGAGCAGCCGACGGUGUGCCACCGACAGCGCGGCCGGGGCCGCAGAGAGCGGCCAGGAGGAGGGAAACACACACUUUCGGGUCCUGCUGGACGUUGUGCAGUUCCGCCCCGAAGAUGUCAUUAUCCAGACUUUCGAAGGCUGGCUCCUGAUUAAAGCUCAGCACGGACCCAGGAUGGACGAACACGGUUUCAUAUCCAGAAGCUUCACCAGACAAUACAAAUUACCCGAUGGAGUGGAGAACAAGGACUUGUCUGCAUUUUUCUGCCACGAUGGUAUCUUGGUUGUUGAAAUGAAGAACUCAGUGGAAAAGAAUUAGAACCAUUUCUAUAGUUAUCGGUGAGAUAAAAACAUUCUUAAUGUAACAAAAUAAUAUCAGUCAUGCAACGCUGUUGGGUGUAGUAGGCAUGUAGCAGUAUUUGUUACAGUAAAGGAAAUUCUUUGUAUAAAUUUUUCUGUAUGCUGAGUUUACUGCUUGAUGUGGAAUGUUAUACUGCUUGCCUCCAGCUACACUUAGGUUGAAAACCCAGGCUGUUUGAACAGUAGCAAACUUGGGCUCGUCUCAGCAGGAGAAAAAAACAUCUAUUUGAUAACAUAUUGAAAAUAGAGCACAGUUUAAGUAGCAGGAACUGUAUUUUGAAGGAAUAAGUAUUUGUCAUACAUAGUCAUAAACACUGAAGAAAGAAUGGAUUAAGUUGUGAAUAUUAUGGAAAUUUACGUACCAAAAAAUCUGUUCUUCUAAUUUUUGAGAUUAAAUUCUUCUCUCUGGAAAAGCACAUGAAGUGAAAGGUAGCAUCAAGAGAAAAAUCCCUAUUAUCACAGUUCAAGGUUUCAUACCAAAAACUCUCAAGAGAUUACUUUUUAGAAGUGUGUUGCAUGUUUCAAACUAUAAGAAAAAAGAAUUUAUUUGCUUGACUUUAUUUGCUUGGAAACACAAGAAAUAGAAAUUAUACUUUCUGAAAAGUAAUUUGAAAGAAAACCUUUUAAGACAUUUUACAAAAUUUGCUUUGUUUAACACAACAACUGGAGAAAAAUAUUUUGCUUACAAAAGCAGCAAAUUAUUCUUUGUGAAACCUCAGUAAUAAAAAGACAUUGCCUUUGCACAAAUGCCUUUUUUCUUACACAUUUUAGGGACUCUUGUUAUUUAAUCAGAUAAGUAUAUAAUUAUCCAUAAUGCUUGACAAUUUAUGCUGAAAUCCCACAACUCUGUCUUCAAGAGCCAAA